GGCAGGAUGAGGGUGGUCACUUGUAGGAAGAACACGAGAGGAGGAGGAGGUCAUGACGAGGUUCACAGGACGGUCGCUGGUGGUGGUGGUGGUGGUGGCGGUGGUGGUGGUGGUGGGAGUGGCAGGGGAGAAGCUGGAACACGGUCUGGAGCUCAUCACACGGGGGGAGCUGACGGGGGAGACAGACUUUGCGCCCCAGGGGAGGGAAGAUGAGCGGACCAGCGCCCACCGAAGCUUUCCCGCGGCGCCCAUAGCCCUCACCUACCUGCCGCCCAUACAGAGCCCCUUACCCAUAGAGGAAACACAGGGGACCACCACAGGCACCAGCGCUACCCCGGGGGAGGUCUUCGUGGCUCCUGACCAUGGGGGAGAGAUACUUAGACCAUUCAACCAAGCAGGGUCACACCUCGAGCAGACCAGCCAACAGCACCACCACCACCAUCACCACCUUGGCCCCUUUGAGUCCUCCCAAGAGAACACGCCCUUCCAUACAGAGUUCCAGCCCUCAACAAGUGACCAGGACCCAGACGCCCUCCCAGCUGUGGUCCCAGGUGUGAUACUGCCAGAGGUGGAGGAGGACGAGGAGGAGCCUGAAUUUUUUUCGAAGGUGGGUGAAUCGAAGCUGGCUCUGAUCGGGGGCGUGAUGGGAGCCAAGACCGCUGUGUUAGAUGGUCUGAAGGAAGCCAGGGAGUCUCUUGUCACAGGCCUGAAGAGCGCAGUAACAGCCAAGACAGAAGCAUUUGGUACCCUCACGAAAGCUGCACCGUUUGAACACACCCCCCAAACUGCACCAGCCCCCGUGGUACCGUACCCGAUCUACCCGCCGUACCCCAAGCCCCAGCAGACGUACCCCCAGCCUUCCUACGUGUACCACAAAGCCUCGUAUCCUCAGCCAGUGUACCAUAAACCAGUGUACCAUAAGCAAAUGUACCCUGUAGUGGUGUACCCUGGAUAUCAUCAGUACCACGCCAAGCCGAGCCCCCUGGAGGCGUUGAAGGCUAAGGUGGAGGGCUACGUGGAGACUAAGAGAGCGGCUGUGAGUGGAGCGCUGGCCAAGGUGGAGGAGGCUAAGGCGAAGCUGGACGCAAAAAUCAAAGGUCUUUUUAAACCCACUUCCUUGAAAAAAACACCUAUUCCAUACCCUUCCAAGCCCCUUCCAGCCCCGUCUGCACCCUUCUACCCCUUCAGACCCUAUCUCAAUGUGCCCCUGACGCCUCACAAGGGGUACUCCAUCAAGGCCACCCCUGCCAAGCCCCUGCCAGCCCCUGUACACCACGUCAAAGGCCCGGUACCAAAACCUUACCCUGUGAAUGUAUACCCAGCCAUACCACAGCCUUCCCUUGCUACUACCCCUGCUCCUACCCCUGUCCCGAUCCCUGCCACGCUUCCUGCCGCUUCUACAGGCCCCCAGAUACCCCAGGAGACCUACCCCAUGGCCACAGCACCCCAGUAUCAGCCUGUGUAUGCAAUUUACCCCGUGGCAGCCUCGCCUGACGUGGGACUCAAGGAAAAGCUGGAGGCGAAGAAGAAGCAAGUGAUGGGAGCGAUUACAGGCGCGUUUGCAAAGUUGAAGGCGCCAUUCCAGUACCUGCACCCUUCCUACUCCUACUACUACGCCCCCCAGCAUUGGUAGAGGCGCGGCAGGGGCUGGGAAGGCGGCAGGGGGUAAAAAGCUAAGGAGGUAUUGGAUUAAGCACGUGGUAAGCAGACGCCUUUCAGCCGCCCUGCUCGUGACGUCAUCUUAGAGACCGCGGGUGUAAACUAAAAUUAAAUACAUUGGGUUAAAAAUAUUAGUAAUCUGAGCCUAUGUUAGUUUAUAGUGUGUAAUAUUUUGUUUAUUAGUUAAUCUUCUAUAUAAUGUUAAUUUGUAGGGUUAUGAUUGUUAUUCUUAAGAGUUUUGAGAUUAAGUUUAUAUUUUAUUUUUGGGGUUUUGUAUGUAAGGAAGGUACUGGCUAAUGGAAGACAAAAAAAUGAAAUAUAUAAAAAAAAAUGAGUUUAAAUGCCAGACCUAACAUGAAAAGCACCAAAAGGAUUAUGAAAUUUGGAGAAGUGUUCGAUAAUAAGGAACAAAGGUACGAUGCAGCGAGGAGAGCGCGGCAUUUUCAAAACACUGCUAGCGCGCUCCUUUUUAGCCAAGUAGAAGUGAAAAAAAAAGUGCUAAAUAUUUUUCUAACUCUUGUUAUAUGUUAAUAAAAAAAUAAAAUAGUUGUUUUU
This is a messenger RNA of Portunus trituberculatus (swimming crab), 2214 nucleotides long. Its product is annotated as adhesive plaque matrix protein-like. The transcript is spliced from 9 exons. The record is from RefSeq and is a predicted model, not a curated record. NCBI's taxonomy places the organism in Eukaryota, Metazoa, Arthropoda, Malacostraca, Decapoda, Portunidae. Bases 53 to 1633 code for a protein of 526 amino acids.